Amphibalanus amphitrite is the source of this 2076-nucleotide messenger RNA. RefSeq names its product ITG-like peptide. Lineage: Eukaryota; Metazoa; Arthropoda; Thecostraca; Balanomorpha; Balanidae. The coding region runs from base 77 to 787 and encodes 236 amino acids. The transcript is spliced from 7 exons. The record is from RefSeq and is a predicted model, not a curated record.
GGCAGACGCUCCAGAGACCCCCAGCGCACCGCGCACGCGACAGCCACCGCCACUGCCCGGCAGCGAACAAACCAGGAUGGUCGGCCACCCCAGCGUGUCCGUUCGGCGCGUGCUGGCGCUACUCCUAGUGCUCGGCUGUUGUGUCCACCCGGGCCUCGGCUGGGGCCGAGUCGCCAACCGCUUCUCGCCAGAGAUGCUGGCCAGUUUUGGGUACGGCGGAGGACACCGACACUACUACUCACCGAACGCCAUGCCGCAAACGUCAGCACUGAGGGACGAGGCGGCUCUGAUCGAGGAGCUGCUGGAGGAGGACGAGGAGACCAAGGCGCACUGCCGCGGUCGGCGCUGCUUCUCCAACGAACAGUGCUGCGACUCCUAUCUCUGCGUCGAGGUCGAGGACGAGGAUACAGCAGCCUCGGGCACGUGCAUGCCCAAGUACGUGCGCCACGAGGGCGACACGUGCUCGUCGGCGUCCGACUGCGGCUCCAGCCUCACGUGCGUGCUUCAGACGGACGGUCAGAAGCGCUGCCAAAAACAGGUGGUCGGAAACAAGGCCUACUACGAGGACUGCAAGAUGACGACAGAGUGUGACGUCACUCGGGGUCUGUGCUGCCAGCUGCUGAGGAGGCACCGCCAGUCGCCCAGGAAGGCCUGCCUGUACUUCAGCGACCCCCUGAUGUGCAUUGGACACGUUCCCAUGGAGGAGGUGAAGUCCAAGGUGGAACACAUGGCCAGUGAGAAGCGCAUCACCGGUCGCAUCGACGACCUGAAGCACCUGACCAACUGAGUCAGUCCUCACACAAAGAGCCGGGAGGCCGUCGAGCCGGGAGGAGAGAUUCGGCAGUACGGCCAGCCGCCAGCGCGGCUCAUGAACAUAUCACUGCAGCGGAGAGCCACCGAAUGCGCUUAACACUCGACAUAUCACUUUGAACGUACUGGAGAGAGAACUGUGUGGCUGGCCGGCCGCCCCAGCACGCCAGUUAUGUGCGUCAGUGUCUGUGUGUGGGUGUGGGUGUGUGGGUGUGCGCGUGCUCAUGUAUGCGCGCUCGCGUGUGUGUUGAAGUGUCGAGGUUCUGUCGCGCUGUACCCAUCUUAUGUACCGCCCCCGGACCGUUUCAUCUGGCUGGCGUACUGUCAGGUGAUCUCGGUUGAUACAGCGACCCCUCGUUGGGUCCGCGCUACCUGUCUACAGUAUUGUGAACACCCCUGAUAUUCGUGAGCGCGCGCGCCGCGCAAAUCUACAGUACCUUGCCAUUAGACCGUGUAAAUGGACCCUCCAAAAAGAUGACCCUGACUUGUCGCACGAAGACGCUCUGUAUCUAAUCUACCUAGCGUUCGCACGCAGUCGGGAUAGGUGUCUGUGUAUGGAUGAGGCAGGCUGGAUAAAGCCUCGGUACCAGGUGAUCCCUAAGCCCUAAUCCUGCUCUGCCCGACUACUCAAGCCCAGUCUAUGAGGCCCAAGUGCCAUCGAAUCUGCCAAAUCGUACUGAUAUAGUCAAGGCACCAGCCCGGCGAUCCUCAAACAGGUCACAAACAGAUGUUAGAUCACAAAAGAGACAUCAAACCUGAAAAGUUACAGGCUCAAAAUCUAUUCACGCUCAAAAUCUAUUCAUAACAGGCCACAAUCCUAUGACCAUAUAUGACAAACCAACAUUCCAGACUGCGAGCUCUACCACAUGGUCACCGCUGCCCCUCCCCAGCAGACUUCCUCUACCCCCAAAGAUGAUGUCUCGUUUCGGCUCUCUCCGAUCCCCCAAGUGCGCGCGCAGCCUCAGUGAGCCAUGCGGCUCGCUGCCCGGCCGGUCGGGCGCUGUGGCCGGUCGGCUCCGCGGCUUCAACCACCGCUGCUCUGUAGAUUAGUCUAAGUAGUGUAGCAAGCAAUAGCGCCGCCGGUAGGGAACGACUGACCCGUGCGAAGUGAGACCGGCGACCGCCUCGGCGCGCCGCCGCCUCGCUCCCCGGCGCACCGGCAGGACGCCCGCCCCCCCCCAUCCCGCCGCCGACAUUCACAGAGUCCCUCGGUUGGUGUGGCUAAACUAAGAGAACGUCGUGACCCGAAAAUAAACGAGUUGUUAA